Messenger RNA from Sycon ciliatum, 2809 nucleotides. Its product is annotated as GRAM domain-containing protein 4-like. Gene Ontology annotation, biological process: apoptotic process; negative regulation of toll-like receptor 9 signaling pathway. The coding region runs from base 364 to 2328 and encodes 654 amino acids. Lineage: Eukaryota; Metazoa; Porifera; Calcarea; Leucosolenida; Sycettidae. The record is from RefSeq and is a predicted model, not a curated record. The transcript is spliced from 18 exons.
CCAUUGCCCAUUCCUCGAGCGUGUCAGCCAGUCAGUAGUGACACGGCCGGGGCCAUGCGCCAGACACCAGGAGCUACAGUGUUGUUGUAGUACUGCAUGUAGUACUACGUCUACGAAGCUCAUACCAGACUGGACCCCGUGUUGAUUUUCAUUUCGCGGAAAAUUAAAAGUAAGUGAAGUAAUUAGUUACGAAGCCGAAGGUUGCAGGAAGAGUAACAGCGAUAAUGUAGUCGCUCGAGCAGGUUGGUAGUUUCCAGCGACGUCGUCCAGCUCCUUCCAUACCUCCGUUGUAGCCCUCGACCCUGGUCAGCAUACGCUACUGCUGCAGCAUCCUCCACACGACCAUAGCUGCAAGCGCAGCCAAUGGCAGCGAUAAAAGAACGCUUGAAAAAGGCCAGGCUCAGCCACCGCCAUCACGGCCGUGACGCUGACGAAGAUGACGACGACCAGUUCGAUUUUGCGGACUCACCUACCCCGCGUGGUCGAAGUGGCACAGGUACCAGCAACUCUGGAACUCCUGAUUUGAGUAGAAAGUCCUCGUCCAGUUCAAUGAGUGGAAGGGGCCAAGCAGCGGGUGGUGGCGAAAGCCCCCAGCUGCUGGCGAAGACCAUGUCGUCCAACAGUCGUGCUGCCUGGGACGAAGCCGAGAAAAUGAUUUACGAGCAGCAGUUGGAGCAACUUCAGGACCAGCUCGAGAGUGUCAUGAUCGAGAAAGAGAAACUCAGUGAUGAGCUGCGCGCACUGCAGUCCAUGGAGGCUGGGAUGUGGGCACGUCAGUUGGAAGAGGAACGGCAGCGCUCACUGGAGCUGUCGUUGCAGGUGGAAGACCUGCAGCAACGCUCCGAGCGUCUUGGCGGAGCUGGUAGCUCUUCUGAUGCCAGCGACGUGGACACAUCUUGGGUGCCGGUCAACGAACACGGUCAAACGAUGCCGUCGCUGCCACCACCUUCCUCGUCCGCCGCUGGAGUUCGACAACGCCGCAUGCAGCUACCAUCUGCUGACGGUAGUAGCAGUACAGGAGAGGUGAUCCCAGAGACUGGCGAGGACUCAGACAGCAAGCCUUUGGAACGCUUCAAGAACUAUGUGAUAUCCAAGGUAUGCGUAGUCCUAGCUGACUUCACAGUGGACGGUGACAACGAAGAAAGUGAAGCGGAACCUGAGGAGUUGUCCUUCAACAGGCUAAAGGGGAACUGGAAACGAUUUUGGGAUGACACGAAACCUAUUGUGGGAUUCUUCAAAUCCAUCAACAGUAUCUUGCACUGGGACAACUGGACAACAUCUCUUGCCUGCUUCCUGCUGUACAUGUACACGGUGUGGCUUGGCUUGCUGGUGCCCAGCAUUCUAUUCGUUGCCAUCUGCUGGCUGUCUUUCAGCUACCUGAAAACAACGGGAAUUCUGCUGCGAUUCGCGCCAGCUAAUGCAACGAACGGUAGUUCAGAGAGCGAAGAUGGUGGCAGUGGUAGUGGUAGCAGUUCACGUAGCUACUGGCAGCUGGUCACUCAAGUUGCUCAGAAAGUGCAGAACACAAGUGGUAACAUUGGUGAUUCACUAGAGAAAUUUUACAACUUGCUGGCCUGGCAUCAUCCGGAAGCCACCAAGAAACUCUACAUAGCGCUGUGGACGUUUUUCCUCAUCUCCUGUGUAUUGCCUGAGGCUGUCGUGUUCAGGAUUGCGGGGCUGUUCUUUGGCUACAAAUUCUUCGUGGAAAGAAGUGUAUAUCGACGAUUCCCGAAAGUCAAGGCAAAGUAUGAUACCGUGUCAAAGAUCUGGGAGCAGCUUCCGACCAACUCUCAGCUGGAGGCGUUCACAGCUCUGCGUGCUCAUAGACAACGCUCUAGUCAGUCUGGUGUGUCUGACGAACAAGAUGGUGGUGAUCUAUCCGGUGUUGUCACCGCUGCUGACCAACAGUUUUGUGAGCGCUUCAGUCUGUCCUUGGACCAGGCUCCUAGCGAAUACUGGAAGUCUGGCUGUCACUGUCGAUUGAUUGACAAGGAGCGGCCGCUGACGUCCUUUGCCAUGCCUGGCAAGCUCUAUAUCACACCGAGAUUCCUGUGCUUUGAGCGUACGUUUCGCCUCAAGAAGGACCACACUGAUGCGGAUGUAAAGCAUUCACUGACGGAUAUCGUCGAUGUCAAAAAGGCCAAGGCAUUUCAGCGUUUACCUGGCCACGGCAUGGCCAUUGAAGUUCAGGUGCAAGGCCUUUCCAAGCCGCUAAUAUUCGGUGCCAUCCUCAACCGGCAUGAAGUCCUGCAGAAGAUCAUGGAGGCAGGACGGAACGCGGGCCUGACGUGGGGCUAUCCCCCCGGUGCACGUCCCCCGCCCUCUUAGAACCACGGCGGCUUCGACAUAUUCACAUCUGCAGUCCUACUAUUCUGUACUCGACUGCAGUCUGCCGCUGAAGUUUGAUUCUUGGAACGCACGGUGACCUCUCUGAAAUUUCUUUCCCUGUUAAAACUAUUUCCACACCCAAAUCUUUUCUCAACAACCCUGAUUUUUUCACUGCCUUAUUGGAUGUAGACAACUAGUAGAUGUUGUUUUUUUCAUUAGAAAUCUAUCAACUCAGUCACAGAAUAGAACACUCCUCCAUGCUAUCUGCACACAUAUACAUACACACUGGACAUCAUUAGGUAGAGCAUGAGUCAUUUUUGGAAAAUAUUCUCUUAAAAAACAUGAAUGAAAAUGAAAAUAAUGACGAUUUUUUAAAAACUUGAGCAUAACAAAUCAUUUUUUAUGUUUCUUUCCAUUUGAGAGAAUCCUAACACUUUUUCCAGUGUGGUAUUUCAUGCUGAGAAUACUGUGUGUAGCACAA